This is a messenger RNA of Cuscuta epithymum, 2196 nucleotides long. The record is from the annotation of a GenBank genome assembly. NCBI's taxonomy places the organism in Eukaryota, Viridiplantae, Streptophyta, Magnoliopsida, Solanales, Convolvulaceae.
CAUGUGAGAACACCAUCUUAGGAGAGAAAUGAGAAUGAAUUAUAGCCAUCGGAUCUUGAACUAUUUUAAUACAUCGGCUCUCUCUCAUUAAGGGUAAAGAUGAUAUUUUCGCAUCACAUUAAUGAUAUCUGAUUGUUUCCUUAACCGUUUCCUACAAAUUCUCACAACCAAGUAUCUUAUCAAAUUAUUUUUUGAUGGCUUUACCGUUCUUGAUAGUAAUAGCUACUUUAUCAAAUUAUUUUAUGUUUUCCCAGCCAAUCAAAAUAAUUCUUUAUCCCAUUAUUUGACUCAUUCACACUCUCAUUAUUUCUCCAGAGUCACAUCAGAAUACAUCCCUGUUUCAUUCUUUCUAAAUAAAAGACUUAAUCAUUUCAUCGUGUCUAAAUAUAUCUUCUAUUUUAUUUUUGAAGAUUUUUAUGCUUUUGUUUUUCUUUAUGUUUACAUAUAUCUUCUGUUUAAUUUUUGUGUUCCUCCUAUGUAAGUGAAAUGAUAUUUAUGCACUAUAACUAUUUCUCUCAAAAUCAGUGCACACAUUAUAUGAUUUUAAUGCACUAUAUUCAAUUCAUAAAAUUAUCGUAUAGUUUGAUGCACUCAUUAGAUGUUUGACAUUAACUGUGAUAAAAAGCACUAAUAAAUCGAAAAUAAAGAUCAUUCGCAAUGGACUCUGAGCGCCCCUUCAUGGUGCAUAACUAUUCAAGUAAAGUGCAUUUACUUAUGAGAAAAAAUGCAUGCCAUUCAUGAAAAAGAAAAUUUAUUGAUGUGUAUAAAGUGCAUAUGGUGCACUAUGCUUCAUUUAAAAUAGCAUUAUUCAAACAUUUUAUUUGCACUUUUACCAUUCUUCACUCUCUAUCAUUGUUUUGAACCAUAAAUUUAACCUAAUUAACUAUUAUAAGUAAGUGAUGUGUAAUUUUUCAUUAAUUUAAAAUUAGUGCAGAAUAUUAAGAUGUAAGGUGCAAAUUCUACGAAUUGAAGUGUAAAAGUGCAUGCACUUGAACAACAAACUCCAUUUCGAUCUUUUUCAAACUUUAUCUAUAUGAUGGAGUUUAUCAUGAAAAUAAUAUAUUAAACAUAAAUGUUGCAUAUAUUCGCAUAAAAUUUGAUUCAAAUGAAAACAUAAUCAUAGGAGAGAAAUGAGAUUGAUUUUAGCAUUGGAUUAUGAUAUUAUGAAUUAUGUGAAACAUAAAUGUGCACUAUCAUAAAUUAGAAAAUGUGUAUUUGAAUAGUGCAUUAUUUUGACCGCAAUUGUGCACAUUUGAACUAUAUAUAUGCAUGAAGAAAUGUGCAUCUCCGUGAACCAUAGUAUGCAUCAUUUUGCGAGAAGAAGUGUUCUCAAUGGAACUUGAAUCUAUUUACAUAAACAUUCUUUUCAAAAUAAUUUAUUAAUAGUUUGUAUUAUAAGGGAAUAUAUAUUGAAUGUGAAAAGAAAUAGUAAGAAAUACUUAAAGCAACCAAUGGUGCAUAAUAGUGCGACUAAAAAUGCAUAUAUUUACUUAUUGAAUUGAUAUGCAUUUAUAGAUUUUUUUAGAAACAGAUCUAAUUUAAGAAAAAAUAGGAUUAGUGCAAAAUAUAACGUAAAUAAGCUUUUUACGAAUAUUUGAGUCUUACGAUAAAAAAAGAAUAUUUGAGUCUCAAUUAUGAAAAAGUAAUGUAUUUUUUUUAUCUUGAAAAAGUAAUGUAUUUGGAAAAGGAAAUGUAAAAGUUCAUAAAUAAUACUCCCUCCGUCCCCUUUUAAAUGGGACGGGAGAUGGUGGCACGGGUUUUAAGAAAAGUGAGUUUGUGUGGUUGAUAUUAAUUGAUAAAGUAAGAAUAAAGUAAGAAUGAUUUUGAGCCACACAAAGUUUACCAAAUAAGGUAUGAGACAAUUAAAUAGGGACAUCCCAAUAUGGUAAAACGGGACAUUUAAAAGGGGACGGAGGGAGUACUCAUUAUAAUCCCACUUUAUGCAAAAUGAAUGUCACGUACAAGAUGGGUGGGAGAGAAUCUCGGUACUCCCAUAACUAAUUCUCAAUACUUUGACAUCAAUGCCCUUACUGAACAAUACCAUUUGCAACUUUCCUUUUAAUGAAAAGCCCAUGUGAGGAAAUUGAUAUUAAUAAAAUCCGGAUGCACCUUUUUUUGUGGCCGUUAGAUCCAUGACAUCAACGGUUAAAUAUCAUUCUUUUUUCUCUCCUGAAGCUCCUUUCUCACUGGAACUUU